AUGAUACAAGUGGAAAGCGCCCAGCGAUCUGUAGAGGAAUCCGAAGAUAGUUUUAUCAGGACUCGGGCUGUAGGUAAUCUCUUUAGUGACGAAGACGAUGAUGAUGAAGAUCAUAUCUUACCUAAUGAAGGCCGAUCUUUAGAGCCGCUUGCUGGACUGGCCAGCUAUUCUGGCCUAGCACAUGGCGAAAAUGAUGCAGAUUCUUUAAUCUACCCUCUUGACAAUGAGACAGCGGACGCCAGUCCUCGCGUUCACGACGGCCGUAGCAACGAUUGCAGAAGAAAUGUGGCCAACCGGAUUCGACAACAACGAUUACCCGGCACACCAAUUUUUCAUGAGCAAUUGAAUCGUAUCGUUAUUUUCUGGGUUUGGACGGGACUCUGGUGGAGUGAGAGGACUAAAGUCGAUCUUGGUGCGUCAGAUCCUCUACAGGUGGAGUGGGAAGCCUGCCGUUUCGUUGAACACUAUUAUGCAAACCUUCGAGACGCACACUAA
Messenger RNA from Talaromyces rugulosus, 495 nucleotides. RefSeq lists its product as uncharacterized. The transcript has 3 exons. Bases 1 to 495 code for a protein of 164 amino acids. NCBI's taxonomy places the organism in Eukaryota, Fungi, Ascomycota, Eurotiomycetes, Eurotiales, Trichocomaceae. The record is from RefSeq and is a predicted model, not a curated record.